Molecule: messenger RNA, 5635 nt
Organism: Xenopus laevis (African clawed frog)
Lineage: Eukaryota; Metazoa; Chordata; Amphibia; Anura; Pipidae
Gene: synpo.L
Product: synaptopodin
Exons: 4
Coding region: 767-3616 (949 amino acids)
Biological process (GO): positive regulation of actin filament bundle assembly
Cellular component (GO): organelle; cytoplasm; Z disc
Molecular function (GO): actin binding
Source: RefSeq, a predicted model, not a curated record
CUGGUCUAAGCUUGAUCUGGGUUUCUCCAUCACAGGCUCCUGCACAAUAUUCCUUAAAAUAUACCAGCCUAAUGCAUUCAAUAUGUAUGAAAUAUACCAUAUGCCGGGGGCUGCAGACAAUAGGUGCUCUGUUUUCUAAAAACUCCCCUCUCCACACCCCCUCCUCCACUGCUCCUUCCCUCUGCCUUCUUCCUGAUCCUGGGACUGCUAAGUGACAGAAGGAGAGUGCAAGCCUGCGAGGCAGUGUGUAUGUGCUUGUCUGUAGCCAACCAAGUCUGAAUAGGAAACAGGACAGGAGGAACUGAACUCGGGAAAAGACUGAAAGGAAGAAGAUGAAAUAAUCCCAGAGUGCAUGCAGACACUGAACUAUUAAAAAACUCAGCAAGUGUUUUGCUGGACCCCAAACCUGUCCAUACAGCAGCUUGUUCUGGGGCCAAUAUUUCCUUUGGAGAAGUGCCUAUUUGAUUUCACAUAUCCUUAUCCUCUCCACCCUCACCUUACAAAAAAGCCUAAGGAAACAGCUUUAUGCUAUUGCUGCUAGUAAUAUAAUAGAACGGCAAUGCUUCCCCUUUCAGUGGAAAAAAUUAUGUUAUAAUCGCGGUGACGGCUUGUUUUUUGUCAGAUAAAGCAAGCCUAAAUAAUACACAUUGCUCAGCGUAAAGGCGCCACAUUUUACGUAGAAAAGGGAGUCUGCUGAGUAUGUAAGGUGGUUUGAUGAAAAGCUGCUGUGAACAAUUGGAGCAUUAGAAUAUUUAGUAAAGAAGGCAUGAUGCUGAAAGCAGAUUUGUCAUCUUUAAACACAUUGGGCAGUCCUUUGGUGGUACAUACCCAUUCCUUAAUGGAAUCUGAGCAGAAUGAAGUGAUUGAACAUAAACCUUGGGGAAGAACCAAUGAAAAUCCAGUUCUUAACAAUGAGGAUGAUGUUUUUAAAAGUCCUCAGGAAAGUGACUGUAGCCAAAUAACCCCUUGGGAAUUCAAUGACCAGGAACCAGUGGAAAUUAGAAAUGAGGUGCCUCGCUUGAUCACUGAUAGAGACACUUCAGAUUCACCUGUGCCUAAAUCCUCCAGUGCAGUUGCAGCUGAAUCGGUCAAAACAUUGUAUGAGUUUGUCCCCAUUGCUAACAAGCCUGAAGAAGUGUACAAGUCAACCUGGAAGGCCGCGCCAUCCCCCAAGCUAAAAUUCACCUUUCAACAGCCGAAAAAGUCAUAUAUUUCACGAAGUGUCAGCCUCACAGAAAAGGAGUUGAAGGAAGCACAGUCCAUUAGUGAUAAUUAUGAUUCCCCACUGAGCCCCACACAGAGUAGCUGUUCAAAGGGAGCACUACUGUUUCAUCGCCGACGACAGAAACUAAAUGCCCUUGAACAAAGGCAACAUGAACUUAUAGAACAAAGAGGGAACAAGGUUAAUCAAAAGACUCAACAUCAUCAAGGAAAACAAGGUAACCAAGUCCAACAUGAAGUGAGAAUUUUAAACUCGGUGUCAACGGAAAGUCAGCGUAGGUCUGGUCAACUUCCAGUUGGAAAGAAAAUGGAAGAGACAUCAUCUGACACAGGGUAUGCAGAAGAUACAGAAAAUCAGUGGGGAGAUGACUUCAAAGAACCAGAUUUCCCACCAAUAGAUAACAGAGCCCCCUCACCGAGUGCUUCAGAAGAAGACCAUCAAAUUUCAAUGUGUGCAAAUCUGAAGGAAAACUUGACAGUGUUAGAUACUAAUGGUUUGGUUAAUAACAUUGUUGAAGAGAUUAAAUCCCCUGUCAAAAGUGAGCAGAAUGGUCAAAAUAAACAGUACUCUGAAGUACACCUGACUCUAUCCAAACCUGUCAAUGUGGCUAACAGAACCGCUAGGCCUUUUGGAUGUAAGCAGUCUUCAAAGGAGGAUGAGCCUUUAUUAGAUAAAACUCCUCUUAUAGAUCUUCCUCCACCACCAACUUAUGCUGAAACAUUGUCAAGUCCACCUCCAGUCACACGUGUUCGAUCACCACCAGCAUAUUCUGCUUUAUAUCCAACACAGAUGGAAAAUCUACACCCUGUGAAUCAGGUUGUAACCUAUGAAGAAGGCAGGGUGACUCCCCAGUCAAAGUCUGGAAUCUUAGAGUCACUUGCAGCUCGUCGAGGACCGAGGAAAUCAAUGUUCACAUUCAUUGAAAAGCCAAAGAUGGCACCAAAUCCUGACCUUAUGUCUAUGAUACAGACAGCAGAUGAACGACGCUCAAAGCCCAAUAAGCAUGUAGAAACACAUGCUGAGGAUGAACCCUUUGCACUUGGGGCAGAAGCUUCUAGUUUCCAAAACAAUAAAGAGAACAGAGCAGCAGAUGAUUUGGGACCUGCUGAAAAAGGGCCUGAUUGGUCAGCGUGUCUCAAGUCUCCAGAGGUCAGAGCAAAGCCGCCUCCUGUACCAAUCCAAGGUCUGACAGAAGCUACAGGGAAAGGUGCAGAUUUAUUUGCUAGGAGGCAAUCCCGGAUGGAAAGGUUUGUUGUUGAAUCCCCAUCACCUUUUGACUCUGCCAGGUCACCUUCUCCUGCCAUGUCCCUGCCACCUUCCUGGAAAUAUGCCUCAAAUGCUCAUACACCUCCCGCAUACAAAUAUUCAGCCAAAGUCAAUCAAAGAUCACCAAAACCUGCAAUGCCAGUUGCAGUAACUAAUACUGCCUCAGAGAGUGUACAGUCACAGAAAGAACUAGAGAUUUCCAAACGGCAGCCGUACCAACUUCAAUCUUCACUGUUUAUUCUCUCUCCAACCAAAGACCCUGUGAGUGCUCUUCCAAGAGCAGCCCCACCUCCCAAACCCAUGGUAGAGACUUUUCGUCCAGCAAGGCAAAUAUCCUGCCCAACUUCUCCACUAGUUCCUUCCCCUACAAUGUAUUCACCAACUUACUUUAAUUCAAUCCGAUCCCCUUCUGCUGUGUCUCCUUCUCCAGCCAGUGAUGCCCCCAAUAAUUUUGGAAGACAGACACCAACCAAUCAGGUUUCUCCAAUAUCUCCAGUUCCUUUCUCAAGCACCGGAGUAACAUCUCCACGAACCAAAGCUGUGUUACAAGCACCUCGUCCAACAUUCUCUGCCAGAAGUGUCGGUCUGGAAUCUCAGAGAUCAAAAGAAUAUGGAACUGGAUCUCCUAUUCCAAGAGCUCUGCAACAUCGAGGAUCAUUGGAUGCAUGGAGAAGCUCUCCUCUGUCAUUCCUACCAGGAUAUGAAGAAGGUACCAGGAGUCCAAUCCACCCUCCUCGUUCCAUGUCCCCUUCAUGGAGUGAACGUUCUCCCUCUCCAUUCAUAGGGGAGAGGGAGUCUGGGAAGCAAAUGAAAGCUCUUAUUGCUCGUAACAUCAUCAAUGCAGCCAAGAGGAAGAAUGCAUCCUCUGUGGGUGCUUUAAGCCCCCAGUCUCCUGUUCCAAACAAUGGAAUGUGGAGUCCAAAAUUUGGCAAUGGCACCUCUCUUCCUGAAACACCUAGAUCUAGACACUCUCCCACUGGCUCUGAAAUCUCCCUGGAUUCAGAAGAUUCUGGGACCAAAUCACCAGGAUUCCGGGUCUAUCCACUGAGUCCGAGGGGAUGGUAUGGAAGUUUGAAACAAAAGAGGGAUAGCUUGCCCAACAAUUCACCAUUCACGUAUACACCAUAGCCAAGCAUCAACAUUCAACUUAAAGACAAUUAGCCCUUGAACUUGGCACAAACCUCAGUGAUUAUCCCUUCACAGCAGAAAGCUAUGCAAAAUGUAAUUAACAUUUUUUUUAAAUAAAAGCUUGGAUAAUAUUAGCAAUACAAUUAUUGAGGCUAUUCCAGUGGAAUAUUGACCAAAUUAGUAAUAAUUUUUUCCAGACAUUGUAAAUAAUAGAGCAGGGAUGGGGGAAGGAGUCUCUGAAAGCCAUAUCUCCAAUAUACUGCUAAGUAUCAUGGUUACCAAGAUAUUCAUCUACGGAUACAUAAUCUCGUUCAUUUAUGUAUUCAUUUGCAAGGUAUGAUUGCACAUACGCAUGUUCUGAUUGCUUAUGUUUACCAUGAUGUAACAGAAGACAAAAAAUGUGUAAAGGAAUAACUAAUCAACUAAUAAUUUCAGUUCACAAAUGAUUUUUCUAAAUAAUUCAGCAAUGUCUACAAAAAAGCUCAUGGGAUCACACACAUGUGAACAUCUUUUAUGUUAUGAAGAUUCUCCAUAUUCUAAGAUAUGGAUUGGACUAGUCUUUCAAAAGCCCACUGGGUCAAGCAAUCCUUCAGGGUUGGACCAGUCAUGGAAUUAGAGCACAUGUUAACACCGAGGUGAGGAUCUCAAAGAACGUUCUCUGCACAUUUUACCAGGAGGCCUAUGGCAGGAGGCAUCAACAAGCUGCCUUUGCACUGAUGAAACCUCACAGUAUUUUACUCAUAAAUGGCUUGAGCUCUGCAAGUAUCACAAAAUGCACUUUGGGAACUGCUUGUGGACUUUGCUAGAGAGAAGAAUGACAAUAACCUUGUGGCAUAAAGAGAUGCUUUGGGUGGAAAACUAUAUGGAGGAAAGAGGAAUGAGCUAGUGAAAGUGAAAAGAUGGCACCAUGCAUGAGAAAGUACCAUGCAAGUUGAAACAGAUGAGGAAAUCACCUUUAGACUGAUAAUUGUUAAUUCAAACAUUAAUAUCAAAGCACUGAAACUGAAGCACCGUGCCUUUUUUGAAAUGAGACAGUUAACCGCUAUGAAUGCCAUGGUAGGCUUGAUCGUGUGUGAGGCCACACAUUUUUUGGUAUGGGAAAUACAGGUGCAAUAGAGGCAAGACGCUGGCAAACUGAGACUGUCACGCGAUGCUGGGGUUAAGGACUUGGAUUUUGGACUACAUUGCAAAUAUAUUGAGUGGAUUUUUUUAGCCUUGCCACUGUUCUGCUUAUGUUUAUGUAUAACCAUCUAGUGACCUUGCAGAAAUUAGUUAGUGGAAAUCAUAAUUCCAGAAAGCAGCAUUUAAAGGGGUUGCAGAAAGAGCAUCCAGAAAAACAGGGUUUCUUUUGUUGCCAUAGUUAGCCAUUUUAGGGGUUGGGAGAAUUACAUUGCAUCCCGUUGGAAUGGCCAUACAACUAGGGUUGCCACCUACCUGGUAUUUUAGUAACCUUAGCUGAUAAAAAUGGCAACCCUAGGUACAACCAGCUGCAUCCUGGCUUAAUGUCCAAAAGCUACAAAGGGCCCAAUUCUACUGUAUUACAAACUUGCUUCGUUCCAUGCCCACCGACUGGGCAAUCAUUAGAUUUGCCACCCUAUAUGGGUUAUUGGUUUGCAGGCCGAGUUUUUGGUCCAAAAUGCUAAAAUGACAGCAUAGAUCAAUGGAGUUAUGUAAUGAAAGGUGCACAUUACUCUACAAGUCUAAUUGCCUAUGGCAGCCAAUCAACAGACAGCAUUCACUGGUCUUCUGUUUAAAAGCAAACAUCAUAUUGGUUUUUAUGGGUUACUACUCUUAGGCAAACCCUGUGCCUAUUAUUACAUAUGGGGUUAAACGUCCAAGUUGGGUAACCAAUAGGGGAGAAGUAUCGUGCCAGUGGGAGGACCUAAUAUAUAAGCACCUGGAAUUAAUCCUAAAAAAAAGAAGCAGCUAAUUAACUAACAUGGGUGCUAAAUUGCACAACAAAUGCAGUUUCCUUUAGCAACCAAUCACAGCUUUACUUUAAUUUUCUGACAUGCAAAA